CAUGUGGUACUGAUGUGUUGGAUAUCCCUUCACUGGUAGCCUGGUAACAUACACUCCCAGGUCUUUCUCUGCCUCUGUGGUGGAUAGUGGAGUGUUUCCCAUGUGGUACUGGUGUGCUGGAUAUCCCUUCACUGGUAGCCUGGUAACAUACACUCCCAGGUCUUUCUCUGCCUCUGUGGUGGAUAGUGGAGUGUUUCCCAUGUGGUACUGGUGUGCUGGAUAUCCCUUCACUGGUAGCCUGGUAACAUACACUCCCAGGUCUUUCUCUGCCUCUGUGGUGGAUAGUGGAGUGUUUCCCAUGUGGUACUGGUGUGCUGGAUAUCCCUUCACUGGUAGCCUGGCAACAUACACUCCCAGGUCUUUCUCUGCCUCUGUGGUGGAUAGUGGAGUGUUUCCCAUGUGGUACUGGUGUGCUGGAUAUCCCUUCACUGGUAGCCUGGUAACAUACACUCCCAGGUCUUUCUCUGCCUCUGUGGUGGAUAGUGGAGUGUUUCCCAUGUGGUACUGGUGUGCUGAAUAUCCCUUCACUGGUAGCCUGGUAACAUACACUCCCAGGUCUUUCUCUGCCUCUGUGGUGGAUAGUGGAGUGUUUCCCAUGUGGUAUUGGUCUGCUGGAUAUCCCUUCACUGGUAGCCUGGUAACAUACACUCCCAGGUCUUUCUCUGCCUCUGUGGUGGAUAGUGGAGUGUUUCCCAUGUGGUAUUGGUGUGCUGGAUAUCCCUUCACUGGUAGCCUGGUAACAUACACUCCCAGGUCUUUCCCUGCCUCUGUGGUGGAUAGUGGAGUGUUUCCCAUGUGGUAUUGGUGUGCUGGAUAUCCCUUCACUGGUAGCCUGGUAACAUACACUCCCAGGUCUUUCUCUGCCUCUGUGGUGGAUAGUGGAGUGUUUCCCAUGUGGUACUGGUGUGCUGGAUAUCCCUUCACUGGUAACCUGGUAACAUACACUCCCAGGUCUUUCUCUGCCUCUGUGGUGGAUAGUGGAGUGUUUCCCAUGUGGUAUUGGUAUGCUGGAUAUCCCUUCACUGGUAGCCUGGUAACAUACACUCCCAGGUCUUUCUCUGCCUCUGUGGUGGAUAGUGGAGUGUUUCCCAUGUGGUAUUGGUGUGCUGGAUAUCCCCUCCCAAGGUGCAGGACUUUACAUUUUUCUUCACUGAAUUGUAGCAGCCACUUUUUGUUCCAUUCCUGUAUCUUGGUGAGGUCUUCUGGUAGGAAAUCCGCGGUUAAGGGGUUAAUAUCAACGGACGUAUUUGUGAUCAUUAAUGCAUCAUCUAUUUUGGGGGGUUUAUAUCAUGGCAAAAAUUUGGCCCGUCGCUGGUACACGGUAAAGCCACAGGUUUGGCCCGUCGCUGCUGCCGGGUUCAUGACCAACAGAAAGAGAGUGGGAGAUGGAACAGCCUUGCGGGACACCACUGUUGAUAGGUUUAGGGGAAGAACAGUGACCUUCCCUUCAUUUUUCCUCCCUUCUCUCCCGACCUUCCUCCCUCUACCCCCAUUUUCCCUCCCUCGAUCCUUUCCUCCAUUCUCUAUCCCUUCCUUCUUUUCCCUCCAUCUCUCCUCCCUUCCCCUCCCUCUCCUUCCUUUCUUUUCCUCCAUCCUUCCUCCCUUCCCUUCCCUUCUUUCUCUCCCCCCUUUUCCCCUCCCCUUUCCUCCCUCCUCUACCACAGGGCCUCACACUGCACUGCAUACUCAAGGCGGGGUCUCACCAAUGACUCACACAGGAUAACAUUACUCCCGGCUUUACACUCGUCCCUGGAGGUGGUGAGCCUGAGCACAGUGUCAACGUUAUUACAGGCACUUACAGGUCUGUGUGUGUUUCAGGUCACUGCUGAUGGCGAACCCGGGACCCGAUUCCUUCUAAAUAUAGGAGGGAAGACAGAUGAAGGGAAGAGGGAGGGAAGUGGAGGAGAGUAGAGAGGAAUUAAGAGGAAUGAAAAAAAGGAAGAGGAAGAAGAAAGGAUAGAUAUAGAGGGAGGGAAGUGGAGGAGAGUAGAGAGGAAUUAAGAGGAAUGAAAAAAAGGAAGAGGAAGAAGAAAGGAUAGAUAUAGAGGGAGGGAAGUGGAGGAGAGUAGAGAGGAAUUAAGAGGAAUGAAAAAAAGGAAGAGGAAGAAGAAAGGAUAGAUAUAGAGGGAGGGAAGUGGAGGAGAGUAGAGAGGAAUUAAGAGGAAUGAAAAAAAGGAAGAGGAAGAAGAAAGGAUAGAUAUAGAAGGAGGGAAGUGGAGGAGAGUAGAGAGGAAUUAAGAGGAAUGAAAAAAAGGAAGAGGAAGAAGAAAGGAUAGAUAUAGAGGGAGUGAAGUGGAGGAGAGUAGAGAGGAAUUAAGAGGAAUGAAAAAAAGGAAGAGGAAGAAGAAAGGAUAGAUAUAGAGGGAGGGAAGUGGAGGAGAGUAGAGAGGAAUUAAGAGGAAUGAAAAAAAGGAAGAGGAAGAAGAAAGGAUAGAUAUAGAAGGAGGGAAGUGGAGGAGAGUAGAGAGGAAUUAAGAGGAAUGAAAAAAAGGAAGAGGAAGAAGAAAGGAUAGAUAUAGAGGGAGGGAAGUGGAGGAAAAUAGAGAGGAAUUAAGAGGAAUGAAAAAAAGGAAGAGGAAGAAGAAAGGAUAGAUAUAGAAGGAGGGAAGUGGAGGAGAGUAGAGAGGAAUUAAGAGGAAUGAAAAAAAGGAAGAAGAAAGGAUCCAUAGAACACAGGGAGGAAAGAUAAAUAUAGGAAUAAGGGAAGGCAGAAAAAGGGAAGAGGGAGAAAAAGAAUUAAAAAAAGUAGAAAAAGGAGAACAAGAACAAGAAGAUGAAAAGAAGGUGGAAGAGACACCAGAAAACAAGAAGACCAACAAUAACAACAAAAAAGGAAGAAAAUAAAAGACAUGGAAAAAAAAGAGCGAGAAAAAAGAAAAAAUAUAAAUGAACAAAAAACCAAAGAAAACACACACACACACACACACACACACACAC
Messenger RNA from Eriocheir sinensis (Chinese mitten crab), 2937 nucleotides. RefSeq lists its product as uncharacterized. The record is from RefSeq and is a predicted model, not a curated record. Bases 101 to 1723 code for a protein of 540 amino acids. NCBI's taxonomy places the organism in Eukaryota, Metazoa, Arthropoda, Malacostraca, Decapoda, Varunidae. The transcript has 6 exons.